CAGUCAGUCACUCGGGGUGUGCGAAAGUCUCGCGGUUCGCUGAUCGUGCCGUUGUCUUGCAGUCGGCUUCCAAACGGCAACCAGAGUGGAUGCAGCAAUCGGUCGGUCGGAGCUAAGCGUCUAACAGAAUCCUAUCGACGGCGGACGGUUUCCUUCUUUCUUUCGGGAAGUGAGUGAAUUUUUCCCAGUAACUUAGCACUGUCCCUUAGCGUCGCGCGUGAAAACGGCUCGUGAUCGUUGGUGGCGGUUAGCGAGGUGACGACGGUGCAAGUGGCACACGCGUGCGUGCGUGUGGUUUGGAUUGCAAUCGUGACACGAUCGUGAAAACUUAGUCUGCUGCUGUUUCUGUGCGUGUUCCGAUUCGACUCAUUAGUGGGCACCGUGAAAGAAAGUGAGAGUGACAAAAUUGGUGCAAUCGUGUCUCGGUGGAUUUUGUUUUGAAGGGGGAAAAUAGCAAGAAGAACAAAUCUCGUGGAAGAAGCCAGAGGUCUAGCCAAAAUUGGUACACGAUGUUAAAACUAGCGAUCGUCCUGCUGGUAUUCAGCUUAGUGGAAGCGAAUCGAUUCCGUGCAGACUAUCCCGGGCCGUACUGUGCUGCUCGUAGAUAUGACCGGUGCUGUCAUGAACGCCAGGAUGGCUGCUCACAACCAAUCUCAACUACUCUCUGCUACUGUGAUGAAUUCUGCGAUCGUGGCGAACACGGUGACUGUUGUCCGGAUUACGAAGAAGUGUGCCUGGGGAUACCACCAGAAUCUUUGACCGUACCCUGUACUCAUAACGGCCAAACUUUCACUCCAUUCGAUCCUCCCGUGGUGGAUAACUGCAAUACAUGCAAAUGCAAUAUGGAUGGUUCGAAGACCUGCACCGACGACGUCUGUUUGACGGACAAUGAACUGCUGAAGCAGCUGAAUCACUUGGAGCGAUCGAUCGGCUGGAAAGCCACCAACUACAGCGAAUGGUGGGGUCACAAAUACGACGAAGGUAAAGUAAUGCGACUGGGCACGUUCUACCCGAAGAUCAAGGUCAAGUCCAUGAGCCGGCUCACCAACGGACUGGAUCAUCUGCCGACGCACUUCGAUGCCACCAACUAUUGGCCCGGUUUCAUCGGAAAGGUUAGAGAUCAGGGUUGGUGUGGAUCGUCGUGGGCCGUUUCGACCGCUUCCGUUGCUUCCGAUCGCUUUGCCAUCUUGUCGAAGGGCCGCGAAACCGUGCAGCUCGCCCCGCAGCAGAUCGUUUCCUGUGUCCGCAGAAGCCAGGGUUGCAGUGGAGGACAUCUGGAUACCGCCUGGAGCUACCUCCGUAAAGUUGGAACCGUGAACGAGGAGUGCUACCCGUACAUCUCCGCUCACAAUGUCUGCAAGAUCCGUCCGUCGGAUACGCUGAUCACUGCCAACUGCGAACUGCCAAUGAAGGUGGACCGAACCAACAUGUACAAGAUGGGCCCGGCCUUCAGUCUGAACAACGAAACCGACAUCAUGCUCGAAAUCAAGAAACAUGGACCCGUGCAAGCUAUCAUGCGCGUGCACCGGGACUUCUUCUCGUACAAGAGCGGCAUCUACCGCCACUCGGCAGCAUCGACUUCCGCUGAUCAACGGGCCGGAUACCACUCAGUGCGUCUGAUCGGUUGGGGAGAGGAGCGACACGGCUACGAGGUCACUAAAUACUGGAUCGCCGUCAACUCGUGGGGCACCUGGUGGGGCGAAAACGGCCGCUUCCGUAUCCUGCGAGGAUCCAACGAGUGCGAAAUCGAAAGCUACGUGCUGGCCUCCCUUCCGUACGUGCACCAGCAGGUCAAGGACUUGGGAGUGAAAGGGAAUCUACAACACAUGAUCGUCGGAACGGGAUACGUUCCACAUCCUAGCCAGAAAUACCCGUAUAAGGUCGUUCGCUUUAAUUGAAAGGGCUCCCUCUCAACCACCCCUCGCUCCACCGAGGCCACGCCUCGUCCAUAGUAGAACCAGAGCGAUGGCAGUUUGAAGCAAACAAUGUACAGUAUUAAUGUAAGGAACGUUUCGGAAACCCUCUGUGGCAAGGAUCUGCAAGAGCUUAUUCAGAAAACGGUGAUCACUGGAAGAUGCCGCUGCUGCCGUGAUGAACGCCGAAGGCAUCUCACACUACACUAAAAAAAAAAACACUCAAACAAACGAACAGAAUCGCGUUUCGAAUGUAUACUGCCGUCGUCGUUUGGACCCUCCUCCAUUUCUAGCGCGCGAAAAAUCUACGAUUUUAGGCAAACCCGAUUUCUCUACACACAUACAGUUAGCGAGUUUCAUUUCAAAGAGCACUAGUCGACAAUGCAAACACAAACGUAAACGAAAGUGUUCAAAUUCUCAAAAUUUUUAAGAAAUUGAGUCAGUUUAUUUUAAGUUAAGUCGAAAUUGGAUUAAAUCUAGUUUUGUUGUAGUUAUUAAGUCGCUUUAGUUACCUUCAAAUUUCGUUAGGAGAGAAAGAUAGA
Molecule: messenger RNA, 2455 nt
Organism: Aedes aegypti (yellow fever mosquito)
Lineage: Eukaryota; Metazoa; Arthropoda; Insecta; Diptera; Culicidae
Gene: Swim
Exons: 8
Coding region: 510-1898 (462 amino acids)
Biological process (GO): proteolysis
Cellular component (GO): lysosome
Molecular function (GO): cysteine-type peptidase activity
Source: RefSeq, a predicted model, not a curated record